Messenger RNA from Exophiala oligosperma, 1426 nucleotides. RefSeq lists its product as hypothetical. The record is from RefSeq and is a predicted model, not a curated record. The transcript has a single exon. The coding region runs from base 257 to 1057 and encodes 266 amino acids. Lineage: Eukaryota; Fungi; Ascomycota; Eurotiomycetes; Chaetothyriales; Herpotrichiellaceae.
CUUUCGCAAUCACACCAUUACGCCUCUAAACGGUGUCGCGCUCAAUUGAAAACAGCUACAUCUGCUUCUCAUCGAACAAGACACUUCCUGGUUGAAUGUCUACAGAGAACUCAAGCACGACUGCAAUUGAAUCACGCCGAGUUCCAGUGUCGCGCAAAACGAUGGCUGGCAACAAGGCACCGGUAGAAUUCCGUGCUGCAGAGGUAGAGGAGGACGAUGUGAUCUCAAGGAUACUUUGCAAUGCAUUUCUUCCAAUAUGGUUCGAUUAACUACACCCUUCUUACCACUGGGUUCAACACCGGUCGAAGUCAUACUGACCGUGAACAGGAAUCACAAUUGGUUCCAUGGUAUUUCAGAACCACUCCCGCCGGUUGACGUUGGUAAGGUGGGAGGAACGACACCUCCAAUGACCAGCUUACAAAAGUCUCGGGUCAAGUUCUAUCGAAGCUUGAUAAAUUUGACGAGACUGAUAGGAGGAUAUGUGCUAGUGGCAGAUGUCCUUUCAUCUGACGACACCAGUAAUGCGGAGAGGGACUUUGGAGCCAUUCUUCUUUGGCUUCCUCCGUUCACGAGACUCGGUGGUUUUGACAUAAUUACCUUGUGGAAGUCUGGAUUCUUGGGUCUGGUGCUUCCCUGGCACUAUGGCCUCGGAGGUUUACAUCGGAUCGAUUCUGUCUUCGAGUCAAAUGUCCACUCCAUGUUCUCGAGAACUUUACCGGACCUGCCACCCAGAGGAUUCAAGGAAAAGGAGUGUGGGUUUGUGCAAAUGAUUGCAAGCAACCCCAAAUAUGCCGGUAAUGGUUACGCUUCGAAACUGUUACAGUAUCAGAUGACUCAGCACUUUGAAAACCAUCCAGAUGUGCCGGUCAUCCUUGAUACAACAACCACCCAGGGAAUCCGCGCAUACGAAAGGUUGGGAUAUAAACUUCUCGCAGAGAAACCACUCGAUACUGGUACGGACGAGAAAGGUAUUCGCCUGAAAGGACCUGUGGAUGAUCAGACUCGACAAAGGAUUAGAAACACCUGCAUUCAGCGGGUUUUGGUGAAACUUCCUUGACUCCAAUAUCAGAUAGCCCAAGUCUGUCUAUCAGGAGCGGGAACUGCAGAAUCAAAGCAGGAUUCAUGAGACAGAAUCUUCGACAAUGACAAUGACAAUGACUACUAGUAGUCUAUCCGCACUUAUGCCUCGACUCUUUGGACACUGAGAUUGGGUUUUGCUUGGUGGGAGCUUCUGAGCGUGCAUCACCCGUUGCACUUAGGCAAUAACAACAGGAUUUACACUUCAGUUUGUUCUCAAAACCACGAUCUCGAUAUGCACAGCGAGUUCAGAAAUUCCCAAGAAGUGUGGACUUCCAUGUUGAUGACAAGAAGUAGUUAUAGAGGGAGCCAUUCACUCACAUAUUAAAGGUCGACAUCUCCUCAAUCC